Messenger RNA from Aspergillus uvarum CBS 121591, 1515 nucleotides. RefSeq names its product cytochrome P450 monooxygenase ftmG (gene ftmG). Bases 1 to 1515 code for a protein of 504 amino acids. The record is from RefSeq and is a predicted model, not a curated record. Gene Ontology annotation, molecular function: monooxygenase activity; heme binding; oxidoreductase activity, acting on paired donors, with incorporation or reduction of molecular oxygen. The transcript has 6 exons. NCBI's taxonomy places the organism in Eukaryota, Fungi, Ascomycota, Eurotiomycetes, Eurotiales, Aspergillaceae.
AUGGGGACCAUCACCAUCUCCCAGCUCCUGUACUCGGGAAUCGGGCUGGCCAGUUUGCUCCUCUUCCUGCGCGCCAUCCUCGCCGUUUCUGGCCAGCAUAAGCCCGUCAACUGGCACGCCUGGGAUCCCUUCCAGCGCAAGGCGAAGCAGGAGUUUUCCUCCAAUGCCCGGGGGCUGAUUGCAAAAGGGCUCGAGGAGGGACGCUCGGUGUUCCGGCUCGCCACCAACAUGGGAACGUAUCUCAUCCUGUCCGACCGGUACGCGGAGGAAAUCAGAAAUGAUGAAAGAUUCAGUGCCUACGAUGCGUUAGUGGAUGUCAUUCUUCUGGAGUUACCGGGCUUCGAGACGAAGCUCAAAGGCUCGCUACAUAACCAUGUCUCUCCAAUUGCUAUCCAGGCCUUGAACAAGAAGCUUCUGCACUUAACGCGCCCCCUCUCCGACGAAGCCAGUGAGUAUCUACGCACCCAGUGGACCGAGGCGUCCGCAAACUGGCAGACCGUCUCCAUCCGCGAGACCGUACUGUCGCUAGUGGCGCAGAUGACGACGCGAGCCCUGAUCGGGCCCGAGCUCAGUCGCAACCCCGAAUGGCUCGAGAUUGCCGUCAGCUUCACCACCAACCGCGCCAUCGCCGUGGCCGCCAUUCAGGCCUGGCCCCGCUUCCUCCAGCCACUGGCCCACUGGUUCCUGGGCCCCUGCCAGACGGUGCGCCGCCAGAUCCAGCGCGCCCAGGCAAUUUUGUUGCCCGUUCUGCGAGAAAAAAUCAGCCGUGCCAACGAUCCGUCGCGUAGGGAGCUUUCCACCCUGACGUUCAUCGACCAGUGCGCCAACGGCGCGCGCUACGACGCCACGCUGGCGCAGCUGCGCCUGAUUGCCGUCUCCGUCCUGACGACGGCGGAUCUAGUGGAGAAGGUGGUGGCCCGCCUCGUGGAGCACCCGGAGCUGAUCCAGCCGCUGCGCGAGGAAGCCAUCGCCGUCUUGACAGCCAGCCCGCAGGGCAUCCACCGCACCAGCCUGCUUAAGCUCACGCUGAUGGAGAGCGUAAUGAAGGAAAGCCAGCGGCUCGAGCCCGCCACCCUCAUAUCCAUGUUUCGCGUUGCCAAAGAACCCGUCACCCUCCAUGACGGCACCACCAUCCCCAAAGGCACCCACCUCGCCUUCGCCAACGACCUGCGCCUCGAUGCCACCAUGUACCCGGACCCGGAGGUCUUCGAUGGCUACCGUUUCGAAAGGAUGCGGGCAGAUCCCAGCACCGCCGGACUGGCCCCAUUCACGAAGACACGCAUGAGCCACUUGGCCUUCGGGCACGGGAAGCACGCCUGUCCAGGCCGGUUCCUGUCGUGCGAUGAGGCGAAGUUGAUCCUGUGUCAUAUGCUGCUCAAGUAUGAGAUCCGGGCGCCAGAGGGGGGCGUUGGCGGGGUGGCGGUGCGUGGGAUGUUUGUGCAGCGCGAGCCCGGGGCGCGGAUGGUGGUGAGGUGGCGCGGGGUCGAGGGUGGGUUGGCGAAGAUUCUGCAAUAA